UUUGGAGAUUGAAUUGCCGGUAUAGUUCAGGGACUGACAAUUUAUUCAUCAAUUAACAAAUCUAAAUAUCGAAGUUUUCUGGAAGAUUAUUUUAAAACUCCGUGUAAACUUAUAAUACAUUUGUUUUUGGCAUUGGAGAACUACAUCGUUGCAAAAAUGUUACAUCUGCGUUGUGAUUAGUAACUUUUUCUUUUACACUGCUUUGUCGAAACGAGUUUUCUCUAACCGAUAGCCCAAGUCCCCCAAUUACUGGAACUUUUAUCGGUUUUUUUUUUAUUAUUAUUUUUGUUUUCUUUUUUUUAAACCGCGAUGCCCAGGGAGCUUACACAAAAUCGAAUAAAAAAAAUCUGGAUUCCUUCAAAGGAUGAUAAACCCGCCAUACCUCGCAGUUCUGGUGGUCCCCACCUGACAAACUCGCCCACUGUGAUAGUCAUGGUCGGACUGCCUGCUCGUGGGAAGACCUACAUUGCAAAGAAAUUGACACGCUACCUCAACUGGACUGGAGUCCCUACUAAAGUGUUCAAUGUCGGGGAAUAUCGUAGAGAAGCAGUCAACUAUAAUUCGUAUGACUUCUUCAGACCAGAUAAUCAAGAUGCAAUGAAAAUAAGAAAGCAAUGUGCCUUAGCUGCUUUGAGAGAUGUCAAAUCCUACCUAUCUGAGGAAGGUGGCCAGCUUGCAGUCUUUGAUGCUACCAACACAACAAGGGAGAGGAGAGACAUGAUCCUUAACUUUGGCAAAGAGAAUGGAUUCAAGGUGUUUUUUGUUGAGUCUGUCUGUGAAGAUCCAAGUGUUGUUGAGACAAAUAUUAUGGAAGUCAAGGUGUCUUGUCCAGAUUACAAAGACUGCAAUAGAACAGACGCCAUGGACGAUUUCCUCAAGAGAAUAGAAUGUUACAGGGCUUCAUACCAACCUCUGGAGCCAGAUCACUAUGACAAGGACCUUUCUUUCAUUAAAGUGAUCGAUGUUGGUCGCCGGUUUUUGGUGAACCGUAUCCAGGAUUAUAUCCAGAGUAAAAUUGUUUACUACUUGAUGAACAUGCAUGUCCAGCCUCGCACCAUCUAUCUGUGUCGUCAUGGGGAAAGCGAGCACAACCUCCGGGGCAAGCUUGGGGGAGACUCUGGGCUCUCUCCCAGGGGGAAGAAGUUUGCGAGGGCUCUGUCUGGAUACCUUGAGGAGCAGAACCAGAAGAAUCUCAAGGUGUGGACAAGCCAGCUAAAGAGGACCAUCCAAACUGCCGAGGCACUGGACAUGCCUUAUGAACAAUGGAAAGCACUUAACGAGAUUGAUGCUGGAGUGUGCGAGGAAUUGAAUUAUGAAGAAGUCAAGGAGAUGUACCCUGAGGAAUUCGCUUUACGUGAUCAGGACAAAUACCAUUACCGCUAUCCAACUGGGGAGUCCUAUCAGGACCUGGUCCAGCGCCUGGAGCCGGUCAUCAUGGAGUUGGAGAGACAGGAGAAUGUUGUCGUUGUGUGUCACCAGGCUGUCAUGAGGUGUCUCCUGGCUUACUUCCUGGACAAGAGCGCAGAUGAGAUGCCCUACCUAAAGUGUCCUCUACAUACAGUACUGAAACUGACUCCUGUUGCAUAUGGCUGCAAAGUUGAAUCCAUAUAUUUGAAUGUCGAGGCAGUAAACACCCACAGGGACAGACCAGAGGAUAUAAAGAAGGGACCUAGCACUUUAAUGAGGCGCAAUAGUGUUACCCCGCUGGCAAGCCCUGAGCCUACCAAAAAGCUAAGAAUGAACAGCCUAGAUGAUCAUAUGGCAUCAACUUCAUCUGCUCUGCCUGUGUGCAUCGCCUCUGACAUCCCCACUUCUCUACCAGGACAACCUUGGCUUGGCACAGCUUGUCUGCGAACAGUUUUCCUUUAUCUCAAAGUUUUCUCCUUACUAAUAUUUCAAAGAACAUGAAAAGACCUUCAGACCUACCUGAGGCAACGCAUGAUUGCCACUGAACGCCCUGCUUGUAAUUCCACCUUCGUUUCGGACAUUGCUUAGUGCUGAACCCUACGAGUGCACAGGACUUCUCUUUGUUGCGUCUUUUGGUCAUCUGGACUGGGCUGGGUGUAUUAUAUCCAAAUGCAUUGACCAUUUUCACAUCUGAGUAAAUGAAAUGUCAUGCCAUUGUAAUAAUUUGUAAGUGCUUACAGUACACAAAUUCCUUUUUUUUUUUUCUUUUUGUAAAACAAAAAAUCUCAUUGUAGAGAUCUUGCUGGAUAUUUGUAAAUAGUGUAUGUAAUGUAAGUGAAUGAUACAGGGUAAACCAAGCUAAAAUAUUUGUGGUAAGCUGUUCAUAAAAUGAUGUAGUCGUGGUGCAAAGACUGCUAUUUCUCAAGAUCCUAAGUGUCCAGUAUAUACAACUUAACAAAUAGAAGAAUGCUAACUUUACUCUAGGCAAAUGAGUCCUUUUAAAGUGUAAGCACAAAUUAGUAUUCUGAAUGCCUGUUAGAAGCUGGCUAUUUAGCAAUUAUUUUAAAAGGGUCACCAUUGUGAAUAUGCCUGGUGACUCACAUUUACAGCAAACCUAGACUACCCAAUCUAUUCUAUUGCACUUUAAAAAUUAAUGCAGAUAUUUUUAAAAUUACACCUUAUAGCGGAAGUCUUCAUGAAUACAUACAAGAGUAUUUUUCCAGUACUGAUUUCUUUUACCAUUCUAAGUAGUUCUGUACUUGAUGUGUCUGACUCCUGCUGUUCUGUUUUAUCGAUACUUUUUUAAUAAGUGUGUUUUUAAUUUUACAAUUAAGAGAAAUUUUAGUCAAAACUACUACAGUACAUUUUUAAAUACUCUGCACUCCACCAAAGUUUCUUGCCAGUUCUGUAACAUUACCAACAGUAAAUCGCUAUUCUGAAUGGGAUGCCAGAUUCCUUUUUGUGUGAGAUAAGAUUGUUCCAGCAAAUCUCGGUGCAAAUCUUUUUUACAUAGACAGUACAUUCACUGUGUCAAAAAACAGCUGUCACCUUUUGCAGCAUAGAAUGUAGAGUUGUCUGGAUCCCAAAGGUGACGUGUCAGUUUGGGAAUUGACUUGACUGACCCAGUAUCAUUUGAGGUUCUUGACAGGCUUUCGAUAGUUUUACACUCCAAUGACAUGUCAAUAUUCAGUUGUUACCAAAAACUUUUUUUUUUUUUUGGUGGUACCAACCUGUCACUAAAAAAUGACCUGCUUAUUGUAAAGGGUGGCUCUAAUGGGUAAGUGCAAUUUUGAAUUAGUUGUGUUCAUUUUUAUCUUUACUGUUUUUAGUUCUUUGUUUUCUUCUCCCUGUUAAUUGUAUUGUUGUUAAUUAGGAGUUCCUUAAUUUGUUAUUUGUUAGGGAAGAAUUAUUCAAUGCAAGCCACCAAACUUUGUCAAUAGGGCCUAUGUGGUUUAAAGGGGGUGAAAAAUAAAUGUUUUUAAUUGAAAAGCAAUAUUUUUAUUGUUGUAUUGUGACUGCACUCUGUGUAUGAUUUAGUCUGUUUUGAACAUGCACAAAUCUGGAUAAACAACCAGGAUCUUUUUCUAACUUUGAUUACAGUAUUGAAUAUUACCUUGUCUUGUAGAGAUGCUGUAUGCCAUCAAGUGGUUAUUUUUCAGAGAGGUUAACCAUAGUGCCUAGUGCCUCUGUCUUGCACAGUAAACAUUGCUUUGUAAAUGAAGUAGCACCAAUCAAGGGCUUCUAGCAGAACUUCGGCCCGUAUCUAAUUGUUUAACAGUUGCAGUUGGCAGCCUACUGUUGUAAUGUAAUUGUCUCUUCUCUUAAUAUUGUAUUUCCUUUAUCUUUUGAUUGAAGAACUGAGCAGAUCUGUAUAUUAAUGUGUUUAAGUUGGCCUAAACACUUAAGUAUAUACGGUUAAAGUUGCAAAUACAUUUACCUUUUAAGGAGGUUGUCCCUUUUUUUAAAAAGAGAAAUGCUGCAUGUCAAGUUUGAUUUAAAUGACAGCAUAUUUUAUUUGACUAUUUUAAAAAUAGCUUUUUUUUUUUUUUUAAAUGACUAGUUUAAAAAGUGUUUCUGUUUUGGGACCAGUCAUUGUAAUUCUUAUUUAUUUAUUUUUGCAUUUUUUAAAAACAUUUUUAGUUUGAAUUGCAGAAGAGUAGAUGUAUCUAUGUUAUAGCUGUACAGAACAUGUUGUAAAGUUAUAGCUUGCAGUAAAAGGAUAUAUUCACAUGGGACACUUCUGGUCAUCUCUAUUUAAAGUAAACUGGAUUACUGUGUUCUGUAUCUAAUAGCCGUUUAGAAACCUCAGCCUGUCAAAGCAAGUAUUUUAACUUCAUACAAUUUGGGCAUUUAUGUGCUCCUUUGUACUUGAACUUUUCCUUUUUUCUUAUUUAUUUUGUAUCCUGUACAGCUUGGAAUACUUGUUUUCUGAUUUGCUGGCAUGUUACUUGCUGUAUGUUCUCUACAUAAUUGUUUGAGUUAUAGCUGAAAUAAAACAAGAAAAACA
This is a messenger RNA of Polyodon spathula (Mississippi paddlefish), 4414 nucleotides long. RefSeq names its product 6-phosphofructo-2-kinase/fructose-2,6-bisphosphatase 3-like. Gene Ontology annotation, molecular function: ATP binding; 6-phosphofructo-2-kinase activity; fructose-2,6-bisphosphate 2-phosphatase activity. NCBI's taxonomy places the organism in Eukaryota, Metazoa, Chordata, Actinopteri, Acipenseriformes, Polyodontidae. The transcript has 17 exons. Gene Ontology annotation, cellular component: cytosol. Bases 310 to 1908 code for a protein of 532 amino acids. Gene Ontology annotation, biological process: fructose 2,6-bisphosphate metabolic process; fructose metabolic process. The record is from RefSeq and is a predicted model, not a curated record.